Molecule: messenger RNA, 8546 nt
Organism: Homarus americanus (American lobster)
Lineage: Eukaryota; Metazoa; Arthropoda; Malacostraca; Decapoda; Nephropidae
Gene: Asator
Product: tau-tubulin kinase homolog Asator-like
Exons: 20
Coding region: 124-4413 (1429 amino acids)
Biological process (GO): peptidyl-serine phosphorylation; signal transduction
Cellular component (GO): cytoplasm; nucleus
Molecular function (GO): protein serine/threonine kinase activity; ATP binding
Source: RefSeq, a predicted model, not a curated record
UGACUGUAUACUUCUCACAGGAGCGCCGGGGUGAGCACAUGUAGCGGGGGACAUGAAGACUCGGGGGACCUGCAGGACCGCAACAACAACAAUAACAACAACAAUAACAACAAGAACAUCACCAUGACCAGCGAGGAUCUCCUGCAGCCCGGACACGUCGUGAAGGAGCGAUGGAAAGUGUUACGGAAGAUCGGCGGCGGCGGGUUCGGGGAGAUAUACGAGGGUCAGGACCUGGUGACCCGCGAGCAGGUGGCCCUCAAGCUCGAGUCUGCCAAGCAACCAAAGCAGGUCCUCAAGAUGGAGGUGGCCGUCCUCAAGAAGCUCCAGGGUCGUGAGCACGUGUGCCGAUUCAUCGGGUGUGGCCGUAACGAACGGUUCAACUAUGUGGUGAUGCAGCUUCAGGCCAAGAACCUGGCCGAGCUGCGCCGUGCCCAGCCCCGAGGUGCCUUCAGCCUCUCCACCGCCCUGCGUCUCGGCCACCAGAUCCUACGAGCCAUCGAGGCCAUUCACGAGGUCGGCUUCCUACAUCGUGACAUCAAGCCGUCCAACUUCAGUAUGGGUCGCCUGCCUCACACCUGUCGUAAGACCUACAUGCUGGACUUUGGAUUAGCUCGCCAGUACACCAAUGCCAAUGGUGAAGUGCGAACUCCCAGAGCAGCAGCGGGCUUUAGAGGAACAGUACGAUAUGCAUCCUUGAAUGCUCACAAGAAUAAGGAGAUGGGACGCCAUGAUGACUUGUGGUCAUUAUUUUACAUGGUUGUUGAGUUUGUCAAUGGUCAACUACCUUGGAGAAAAAUCAAGGAUAAGGAACAGGUUGGCCUGAUGAAAGAAAAAUAUGACCAUCGGUUGCUCAUUAAACACCUGCCUUCUGACUUCAAGCAGUUUCUAGAACACAUCCAAAACUUAGAUUAUCAUGACAAGCCUGACUAUGCUAUGUUAUCAGGAUUAUUUGAACGAUGUAUGAAACGACGGGGGAUAAAGGAAUCUGAUCCAUUUGAUUGGGAGAAAACCCCCACUGAUAAUUCCUUGGGCACCACUACUACUACUACCCACGCUGUCAUCACCAAGCCACAACAUGCAGAUAGUCGAUUGGUUUAUGGCGGAGGUGGCAUGACGGAUAACAUGCUCGAUGACAACGUGUUGGGUUCUGUAGACAAUCAGGAAAAUGUUGAGGCCCCACAUGAUCGUGAACAUGACCCACGCAGACGCCGGCGACGAGACACCGUCCUUCACCAGCCACAGCCUAACAUCAACCAGCAACAGGUGGAGACUAAGGAGCGGGUGCUGAACGAUAACAACGUCAAUGCCAACAUCAUCGCCAACACUGAGAAGGACACCAACGAGGUGGAGAUGUCACCCAAGAAGAGAAAGGUAGAGGAGUUCACUUGUGAAAAGGAAGUAGAAGGUGGAGGCGAGAAAGAGAAGGAGGGACGGCUAGAGUGUUCCACUGAUUGGGAUGGUGAUGCUGUCAUGGCCUCCAGACAGGGACACACCACACCAAGAGGAGCUGGUGGGGAUGACAACAAGAACAGAAAGCCCCUAGCAGUGUUAAGGUUGUCAUCUGUGGAUACUGCAGCAGAUGACGUAGACAUGAAUGUUGAACCAGCCAGUAAGAGGGAUGAUCAGUAUUCUGUGCAGGAUGCCAGUUAUGUGAGUUUCCAAGAUGGUGGGCGGUUAGCGAGGAUAGAGCCUAGUGCUGGAGGAGUAUCACCUGGAGGUUCCACACCACCCACAGAGGGCGAGUUUCACCCCCAUGCUCGUGAUCACACUCCACAUCGUAGAACUCAUCAUAAAAGGAGUCUUGGAUUUGCGAGGUUCCAUCCGGUGCAACGAGCCAAAUAUCUGGGUCAUAGAGACCUCUCCAUCACACAGUUUGCUCUGGCUGAUGAUGAUAAUAUGUCUCAGCCAGCUACUAAGGGUGGUGGAUGUGGCCUUACUCUAGCAUCACAGUGGAAAUCACAGUUUGAUGAUUCUGAGGAAACAGACAAUGAGCUCAAAGCUGACAAUCUGCAGAGCCCUGAACACAAACAACGCUUAACUCUGGUGUCUCCUUCAUCCCGUGGGCCUGAUGACACCACCAUGACACCUGUGCAGGAGGUGGGCACCACAGAAAAAUCUCGGCGAGUUGGUACCGAGCUCUCCAGAAUUAGUGAGGAUGACCGUCACCGCUCCUCCGACCACCACACCCACACCCAGGUGCCGGAUGUGACGAUGAUCGGAGGCAGUGUAGCGGGAAGUCAUGGCAUAGACGAAUUUCGUGUUGUAACAAAGGCAUCAGGGGGAUUAGAAGAAUCUGGACCGGCAGUAGCUUGUUUGGCUAUGGAAACUACAGGUGUACUGCAGGUUGACUUGGGAGGACAAGUUACUAGCCUUCCACGUGCCUGGUCCAACCCACAACUAUCUAGUCACAUUCGUCCUGGGCUGGAACCUCCAUUGGUACACACUACUACUGUCACUGAUGCUGUCUAUGAAUUAGAUGUUGCUCGUGGUAUUUGUGUCAAGACUUCUAGAGAAGGCUCUCCCCUCACCCCGGAGCGUCGGCAAAGCAUGCCAGAUAUUGGUGUUUGUGAGCCAGAAGAAGGUGUAGAGGAUGAUGCUGUGGUAGGUGGCAAAAUUGAAUUCCGUGUACUUGAUAAGGACAGAAAAUUUUCUGAACCUGCUGGCCCCACCACUAUAGUAACUAGCCAGACUCGGGUGUCUCGCCAAGAACUCUCUAGUGUAGUGCCUGCACCAGCUGCAUUUAAUGUUGGGGCUGAGAACCCACCACUACCACCACCACCAUCCAUGUUAGACCUGCCUCCUGGAACUACAAAUAAAUCUGCUUCCCUCCAAUCUAGCCCAAUUACACAUCCUGAAGAACGUUCUGUCUAUUACGAUGCUCCGCCUCCAGAAGAUCUGUCACAGCAACCUGGUCAGAAGACUCAUAGUAAGAGUGGUUCACCUAGAAAUGAACAAGAGGAUGAUGGUCAUAAAAACAGUGAAACUUCAGACACACCACUCAAAGACAAGGGUGAGGGGCGAAGUGGUAAAAAAGACGAUACUCGACGGCGACUAGGAGUUGUAGCUUUACCAGUAGUCAUGGAAGAUAAUAAAGACCGUGAUGCUGAAUCUACUCGCUACGAAUCUGCAGCCCAUCCACCCGAUACCAGCCGUUAUGAAUCUGCCGUACACGAUCACACUGUAGUCACAACAGUUCAGGAGACCUCACGAUAUGAGACUGUUAUGGGUGCUCCACUGCCAGAGUCAUCGCGCUAUGAAACUGUUAUGGGUCAACGAGAGACUGAAGGAAGAACACGACAAGAUACAAUUUGUGAUGAAGAAAAGUCUCUGUUGUCUGAGCGAAGAAAGUCUCUAGAAUUUGUUUUAGAAGAAAAGAUUGAAAGUGAUGAUGCUAGAAAGAUAUCUGUUAUCAAUUUACAUGAUUUGUCUGCAGCCUUCCAAGUAUCAACAAUGAUUAACAGGUCACGGACAGUGACACCAUCAGUAUCGCCGAGAGGGACACCACCACACAGUGAAAGUGGUGGCCGUCGUAGUCGAUCAUCCCGUCAUCGCCGCUCCUGUGAGGAUCUGUUAGAAGAGGGUUCUGAGGAGUCUUCCAAAACUAAUACACCCCGGCCAACUGACCUACAGCCAAGAUCUUCCCUGUCACCUGAUCGGCAACGGGGAAAUGGUUCAAGGAGAUCACCUGCUGCACAGGAUGAUUCUUCUCAAAAAAGUCGCAUUCCUGUGCCUAUGUGGGCUCGCACUGCCAAAGAUGGAGAGCCUGAAGGCAGCCUUAAUACACCAUCAGGCGGUAGAAGUCCACGGUAUACAGAAGCAGAACGUGCUGAGGCGGCUCGUAGAAUUUCUGUGGCCUUAGCAGAAAAGGUUACAUCACCAGGUAAUGAAGAAGAUUCAUUAAGCACACGUAGUGGUGUGUCAGAGCAUCGAUCGGGCCGUGAACGUGGGUCAGUAGCUUCCUGUGAAUAUCAGCAUUCUGCCAGCCAAGAAGACCAUAGUGAGGAUCUUGCUGACCUUACACCAGCACUGCGUAGACGGCGACAAGGUGUAGACAAAUAUGUCACUGAUGAGACACAGCUCAACCUUCGAUUCCAGCGACGUCGCACUCGACCAAUGUCUGACGUGAACCCACCGCCACCUGCUCUCUUGCAGUCCAGGAACCGUCAGAGUAGACAACGAGUGUCCAUGAUAGAAGCAGGAACAGGUGGUCGUUACUACGACAGUGGACGAGGUGUGCCUUCCUACCUCCUCAAGCCUCAGCAUGAAGAUUCUAGUGAGUCAGAAAGCUCACACCCACGAAAACCACGUCCUCCCUCCUCAGAACCUCCAUCUGCAGCCAGAGAUGUUGCUGCCAGACAUCAGGUAGCUAGUGAUGAACGACGGCAUCUGAUUGGCAGAUUCGCCAACCAAUGAGAGAUGCUAUCACAGUUCAAAACAAACAUGGUGAAGGAUAAGGCGGUAUCGGCCUUUGAGUGCGGACAGCAGUGACAACUACAGGAGGCAGCACCACCAACGCACUGUUUCUCCAGACUGACAGGAACCUCGGCCCUAGUCCUCAUCGGCAGGAGGAGGCGUCCAGCUCCCAGGCCUACUCACUUGCAGCUCCUCGCCCACCUCCCAAACACAUCUCCAUUCACACAUCCACAAACGCACAAAUUCCCCACCAAUCACGUGUAAUGUCUGUACCCGUGAGCUCAGUCGAACACAGUCUUAUGGCGAAUCAUAUUUUCAGUACCAGCAACCUGAACAACAGUUAGUAUUAGUUAAGGAAACUAAAUUAAAACACAGAAAAACAAGAAAAUUAUGUGGAUGUUGGCAAAUGUUUUUAAGAAGACGUGGCAAAACUUUGCCAUUCUCAUUACACAGAAAUCAAGAGCUGAGCAGAUGUCGUCUAAAUCUUUUCAAACCACCACGUGUUUAACAGCAUAGAAAAUAUUGCCAAAUGGUGCUUUUUCCCUCUCAUUUAAGAAAAUUUGAAGCUGUUAUUUUGCUUGGGAGGAUUCAUUAUAGUGAGAGGCCUAGAAGGUGUGGAUAUUCUUAUGUCUAGGUAGGUGAGAGAUAAGGGAAACAAGAGCAACUCCACUAGUGACCCCAGACUUGUAGUUAUGGUACAAGAAAGCCCCUUUUCCCCUAUAUGCAAAUUCUCUGCAGCUGCUACUGCGUGAAGCAGCUUGCCUAAAGGCUCUCAAAGACAGAGAAUCUCUGCUGCAAAUAUUAGGCAGUGUGAUAAUGAACCUCAGUAGCUGCCAGUGUGACACAUGGGGGUAAUGUGUGGCUAAAGGUGAUUGGAGAAGUGGACCCUGAGCUGCCAGUGUGGCACAUGUGGUAAUGUGAUGGGGAUGGUGGGAGCUGUUAUCCUUAAACUGCCAGUGUGAGAUUUGGGUCGUAAGAGGGUGAUGGGAGCCAAGUGCCCUCAGUUGCCAGAGUAAGACUCAGGUCAGUGCAAUGGGGGUGCAGCCGGUUGAAACAUCACCUGCACAUGGUUGUGAUAUUUGCUAUGUACGUUCUGUGUACUGACACUCGCUAGGUUAGAUAGUAACUGUGCCAUCCUCUGUUGCCAUUGAUUGACUUUUUAUAGGUCGUUCUGGCUACAAAUCCCAGGUCAUUAAAGUUAUCUUUUUGCUGAGAAAGACAUCAGUUUAAAAAAUACUUUUAAUGUACAUUACAAUUUAGAUACCAUACUUAAAAAGGCACCUAUGGUCAAAUGUGAUGUAAUAUUCUUUAAUGUUUUCUUCUGAUCUAGGUACCUGUAUUCACUUUAAGGGUUCUGGAUAACUGUUGUAAAUUUACUAAUACAAGUUAGCCUUUGAUAUUGCUGUUAAUGAACUAUUUUGGGGAAUAACUGCAAUAUUCUAGAGUGUCUCAGAGUAUCUCUUGCAUAUUGCCCAAAUACUCAGUAGCCCUUACACUUUGAAGCUUUGUCGUUUUCUCUAAGCUAACUACGAAUGCUGUAAGUAUUCCUGCAGUGCACAUACAGUAUGCUGAUGAUGCAGUUUGAAUGUUUAUUUGUUGAGUCAAGAGUUGGGUUCUGUUUUGUCCCCUGUGCCAUUACCUGUGUUGCAGGUUUGUUACAUCAACAUUUCCCCUUCAGUAAAGAAAAUAUAUUUGUGUAAAUGCAGUGCUGAAAGUUGGCAAGCAUAGUUAAUGUGAUGUUUCUUUGAGAAUGCAGAAGAAAAUGGUGUGCUUACCUUGGCUUUUUGGUCUUAGUAUUGUGGGGAACAAAUUCAUAAGUUACCGUAAUGUAAUAUCACAGAGGAAACUGCGAGUCUAAAGUACCAUGUCUGAAUGGAUGAAGGAGUUGAAUUUAAGUUAUGGUCAGUAUUUAUUUUUGGUUUUGGUGAUGUAAGAGAUAAAUACAAACUCUGAUUAAUUUGAUCUUUAUGUUUCUGUAGUACAAAUAAUAGGGAAAAUUUUAGUUCUCAUGGCCUUUUAUGUACUAAUACUCUAUAAGAUCAAGAAAGCAAGGAUUACUCAGGCCUUAGGUGUAUCAGCAUUGUAAGUUGUGUAGACUAUUGAAAUUUGCCUCUGGGAUGAACUUCCUUCAGGAAGUAUGUGAUGAGAUCCUAAAAUAAUGUAUUUAAAUAUCAAUCAAAUUUAUAUACUGUAAUGUGAUUACCUAUUUUAUUAAACAUAAAAUGUUUUGUAGUCAUUUUAUGGUACAAAGCUCACUGAUGUGUUAAAAUUUUCAGAAAACACUGAGAAAUAUAAAACGAUACACAUUUGGAAAACUACUUAGACUCCUGAUAUCCAUAUGAUAAAACAAGUCUUGAUUGUACUAAAUGUUCCUCUCUCUUUUACAAGUAUUGUAGAGUUAAACUGUAUUAAUGGUGAGAGUGGAUGGAGGAUUGACUGUUAUUGUCAUCAGACAGAGGUUAAGAGAGGGUGGGUGAUGACAAAGUUCUCUGAAAUUAACCAUAUCUUACUACUGUCAGGAUCCUUCAUGUUCCACAUUCACCAAGCUUAGGAACUGUAUCUGUGCUGUGACAUUUUACUGAGAACCCCCAAGUUUUAUACAUGGAUUAGAAGUUGUAAUAUUUUACUUGUCAGUUACUAUAUCUGGCAUAGCACAUUUAAUUAUGGCAAAUUAUAGAGCUAUAUAAAAAUGUCACCCAAAUAAAGGUGCUUACCAACAAUACAUUCAACUGUUUGAGUGAAUCAGGUGAAAAGUUAAUAGUCAUGCAUUAGUCAUUAAUAGGUAUGCAAGUGUCUACGUGAAAAUAUAUUUAUCAGUCAUAUGAUUAUAGCUGAUAUGAGAUUUGGUAUUUAUUUAAAUGCCUUGAUUUUUAAACUAGACUUGUAGAUAUUUAAUUCUUCUUGAAUCUCAUUUAUUAAGCUCCUUUCUAUGGGAAGGUUUUUUAGCUAAACUUAAGAAAAUCAUCUCACUGCAUUUGUGGCUAUAAAGAUAACCAAGAGACAACCCUGAAAUCAAAAGCAGCUUGCAUGCAAAAAUAAGUAUUUAAUUUCUGUCAACUCUGUACACUCCUCCUUUGACUUACAGUUUCCCAGACAAACCAACCACUUUGCAGACUAUCGGUAACUUCCCAGAGUUAUUGUUAUAGAAAUCAUAUGCCACAGUGCAUAUUUUAUAUUGACGACUUGCCUCUUAUGUAUUGUUGAACCAGUGCUUUGUAGAGCUUUGUUUUGUCUCCUGGAGAAAUAGAUUAGGGUCUUCUACAUCUCCUUAUAAUAAAACUUAUGAUUUAACACCCUGAAAGGUAAACACUGUACUUGAGCUUAUUAUUGCUUGGAGAAAUUUUAUGAACUUUGGUUGUUCCAUAGAGGUGAAUGGAGUUCAUUUUGUUUCCAUACAUUAUAUAACUUGGAGAAGAUUUUUUACCUUCCCUGUAUCUCCUGGAAGCUUGAUAUGGCUUUGUUGCACAUGUUGGAGGUCAAUUACACAGGGAAUGCGCCAAGGGAAGUGAUAGAUGAGAACAUAAUGGUAUAGGGAAUGGAGAGAGCAAUUGUUCAACCAUUAUUUAACUUGAGGAGUGCUUGGUGACGUUCAUAACCUCGCAUUCGGGCAUUAGUAAUGUCACACAUGGACUGUUCACAGCCUUUCUGGUGUUCAUCAAGCUCUAUGAGUUUGUAUAUGCGCAUGUGUGAUGUAAGGUCUGGCUAUUGCAAAGUUAGGAACGUCACUUAUGAUACGUUCAUGCAGCUCUUUUAUAUUUAUUGUGUUAAUGAGCCUUAUGUUGGUGAACCUAUCAUGCAGUAGCAAAAUAAUCUGAAACAUUACACAAUCUUUAAUACUAUUUAAAAAAAAAAGAUCAUGUGUUACACUGAGCUUGUCUUGGUGAAUAAUUGGUUGUGACAGUGCAGUGUAGAGGUUCACCACGACCAGUCAUGUUUGUCAGGUGUUUCUUUACCCACACAUUUCCUAUGACUUCUUAAAGUGUUUCAGUAUCAGUAACGAAAUUUACAUUUAUUUCACCCUUUUUUUAUUCAUGUGGUUACUGGCCGGAUGUACUAUAAUGUCCAGAUUGUAUAUUUUUGUUCUGUGUACUUAGAUUGUUAUUUACAAUUAAAUUAUAGCAAUGCCUUCUAAU